AAAUCUAAUCUAAAGAAGAAGUUUCAAUGUGUAUUUGAGGGGAUCGCUAAACAAGGAAACCCAACACUUCUCAAUAAGAUCUACACAGAGCUCUACAUCACAGAGGGAGGAACAGGAGAGGUCAAUAAUGAACAUGAGCUGAGACAGAUUGAGACAACAACCAGGAAACAAGCAAGACCAGAGACUGCAAUCAAAUGUAACGACAUCUUCAAACCCUUAACUGGACAAGACAAACUUAUCAGAACUGUGCUGACAAAGGGAGUCGCUGGCAUUGGAAAAACAGUCUCUGUGCAGAAGUUCAUUCUGGACUGGGCUGAAGGAAAAGCAAAUCAGGAUGUCCAAUUUGUAUUUUCAUUCCCUUUCCGGGAGCUGAAUUUGAUGAAAGGGGAAAAUACUUUCAUUGAACUUCUCAAUAACUUCUCAAUGGAAACCAAACAAUCAACAAUCUCCAACUUCGACAAGUACAAAGUUCUGUUCAUCUUUGAUGGUCUGGAUGAGUGCCGACUGCCCCUAGACUUCCAGAAGAACAAGAUCUGUUGGGACGUCACAGAGUCAACCUCAGUGGAUGUUCUGCUGACAAAUCUCAUCAAGGGAAAUCUGCUUCCCUCUGCUCUCCUCUGGAUAACUACCCGACCUGCAGCAGCCAAUAAGAUCCCUUCAGGGUGUGUUGACCAGGUGACAGAGGUACGAGGGUUCAAAGACCCACAGAAGGAGGAGUACUUCAGGAAGAGAUUCAGUGAUGAGGACCUGGCCAGCAGAAUCAUCUCACACAUAAAGAGAUCAAGGAGCCUCCACAUCAUGUGCCACAUUCCAGUCUUCUGUUGGAUUUCUGCAACAGUCCUCGAACACAUGCUGAAACAUAAGAGAGAAGAGAUGCCCAAGACUCUGACUGAGAUGUACACACACCUUGUGGUGUUUCAUACCAAACAGAAGAAUGAAAAGUAUCUUGGGAUAGAAGAGACAGGUCCACACUGGAAUAAAGAGAGCAUUCUGUCACUGGGAAAACUGGCUUUUCAACAGCUUGUGAAUGGCAAUCUGAUUUUCUAUGAAGAAGACCUGAAGGAGGUUGGCAUUGAUGUCAAUGAAGCCUCUGUGUACUCAGGAUUGUGCACACAGCUCUUUAAAGAGGAAUGUGUUCUGUACCAAGACAAGGUGUACUGCUUCGUGCAUCUGAGCAUUCAGGAGUUUCUGGCUGCUGUAUAUGUGUUCCUCUCAUUCAUCAACAACAAUGAGAAUCUCAUGGACAAACUGAAAACAAAAGAUGAGCCUGAAGUUACUUUCUACAAGAGUGCUGUGGAUAAAGCCUUACAAAGUGAGACAGGAAACCUGGACCUGUUCCUCCGCUUCCUUCUGGGACUUUCACUGGAGUCCAAUCAGAAGCACUUACGAGGUCUACUGACAAAGACAAGAUGCAGCUCACAGAGCCAUGAAGAGACAGUAAAGUACAUCAAGGAGAAGAUCAGGGAGAAUCCCUCUCCAGAGAGGAGCAUCAAUCUGUUCCACUGUCUGAAUGAACUGAAUGACCAUUCUCUAGUGGAGGAGAUCCAAAGCUUCCUGAGCUCAGGAAGUCUCUCAAAACCCAACCUGUCACCUGCACAGUGGUCAGCUCUGGUCUUUGUGUUGCUGACUUCAGAAAAGGAGCUGGAUGUGUUUGACCUGAAGAAAUUCUCCAGAUCAGAGGAAGGUCUUCUGAGGCUGCUGCCAGUGGUCAAAGCCUCCAGAGCUGCUCUGUGAGUAAAUAGAAUGACAUUUAAGAACUUAUCAUCAGGAAGAAAUGAAUAUCAUUGUCCUUCUACACUACUGGUGUUAAAUAAACAGUGUGUUUGUGAAGUCAU
Messenger RNA from Salmo salar (Atlantic salmon), 1835 nucleotides. Its product is annotated as NLR family CARD domain-containing protein 3-like. Gene Ontology annotation, molecular function: protein binding. NCBI's taxonomy places the organism in Eukaryota, Metazoa, Chordata, Actinopteri, Salmoniformes, Salmonidae. The record is from RefSeq and is a predicted model, not a curated record.